UGUGGUGUCAGGUAUGUCAAAAUUCAAACAUGUGGUUAUAUUAAUUUGUAAAGUUUGUGGUUUCAAAAAUAAAAUAAGAAUACAAACCGUCUUGUACCAAUAUUUUAUUACUUAAGUCAUUGAGGAUGGCCGAGGAAAAUAAAUCGAGUUUGUCGAAGGAGUCGGCAGUCUCGUUAUUUGAUGCUUUUGAUUUGCUGAGAUCCUCUACCGAAAAUGCUAAGGUUAACGGUGCGGCUAAAAUUGUUGCACAAUUACACGGAACCGAGGUUCAAAAGGAUGUCACUUAUGCCUUGAGAAGAUUGAUACGAAGUUUAGGUGCUAAUGUAGCAGAAAUGCGUAUUGGUUAUUUUGGGACACUUGUCAGUCUAUUUAAUAGGCUAGAAGAGGUAUCAGUAAAAGACAUAUUGAGUAUAGCGCACAAGGAGUUGCAUGCUAAUGGCUCUACAAAAAGUGAAAUUGGAGAUGUUGCCCUUGGACAAAUAUUGGUUUGUGGUGCAAUACUUCGAUCCAAAUUAAUUUUUAAGUGUGAUGCUGAUGAACAAAAACAAAUAAUUCAACUUCUUCUAUCAUCCGGAAACAAAAAAUCUUAUCUAAGUGUGAUAGCUUACAACUUGUUGUUAGACCUGUCUAACAGAGUAAAUGAAGAACAGUUUUCUGCAUUUAUAUGGCCAAAUAUAAAGCAAGAUUUCAAAAAAGAGAUAAAAGAACUAAGCUUAGAUUCAAUUUACUUUUUGUUAGUUGUUGGAACAAAAUUUCCUAACACAGUAAAAUUAAGAAAGCUUAUUGGAGCACCCUCCUUGCUACAUGAAGACUUUAUACCUGAUAUAUGUGAAAAGUUAAUGUCUGGUAUUGAUUUACAAACAUCUGGUCACCCUAUAUAUGCACAGAUUGGAAAAGAUGUUGCGACAUGUCCACAAUUAGUUUCACUUUGGACUAAAAUUGAUAGUUAUCUUGUAAAACAUAACAGAAACAGAGAAUUGGCUGCUUUAAACAUUUUAAAUGCAAUUUUGAACAACCUGCAGAAUGGUUCAGCAUUGCCCACUUUGCUCGGGGAUAACUUGUUGAAAUUGCUUAUGGAUUGGUUCAAAGGCCUCCAAACUGCAAGUAAAAUACGAAACAAGAAGGAUGAUGAAGAUGAUCAUAGAAUAAUGGUCAAAAAGGGGAAAGAAGUUUUAGUGUCAUUAACCAAAGCAUUAAAAUUGCCUUCGGUAGAUAACCAUAUUAGAGUGAUAGUGUUAAAGAAGCUUCUAUUGUCACCAGGAGAAAUUAACUUUACAGAGAUUUCAGGUUCUAGUGUAAUAAAAACUUUGAUAGCCGAUUUAGACAUAGAGGGGUUGAAGAAAAUGUCUAAAAUAUUCAAAAAGAUCCUACUGAACACAUCACAAAAGUCUGUAAAGGAGAAUGUUGAAAGAAAGUGGUAUAACAAUGAAAGAGUUAAAGCUGCAGAACUUCUGUCUUACAUUGUUUGCCAUGAAAAAGUCAAGGAUGAUAUUGAAUUUAAAAUUUCUAAUAUGCAGCUGUUGAUGUGUUUAGCAUUUUUCAAAACUGGUGGUGAUGAUCAUAUUGCAGUUAGCUCAGAAUUGGCAGGAUCCAUAAAAACUUGUUUCUACAGAUGUUUUACUACUCGCUUUUCAAAUGUGAAUAACUUAGUGACGGUUCUAUCAUCACUUAGUAGCUUUAUAUCCAAGAUAAUGAAAAAAGAGCAAAUAUUAGAAAAGUUAGAAAAACAAUUUUCAAAGGAAAACAUGGAGUGUUGGAAUGUGCAUUUAGAAAUUUGCAAUAAAAUAGAAGAAAGCAAUUGCAACAGUAAGGUAGAUAAGGUCUUUUUGAUUUUGCUUCAUCAAUUAGGUCUAUUUUUAUUUUCUGAGCCCACUCAUGUUAAAAUAUCUCAAAGUUGUAUCAUGGAAUUAAAAAGUUGUUAUGAACAUUAUAAAAAAGGAAAGAAGAAACAGAAAAAUAAAAAAAAUGAUAGUAUAUCAGAGGAGGAGCCGGAGUGGAUUGAGGUAGUUAUAGAAGUUCUACUAUCAAUUCUUUCUGUGGAUUCGAGUGUUCUUCGCUCUGUCGUUCAAUGCGUGUUUCGACUUCUCUGUGAAAACUUAACACCGACAUGUAUGGAACAAAUUGUAUCAGUUCUGGAUCCUGAGAGUGAAUCUAAUCCUCUCACAAAUGAUAGUAACAGUGAUGAGGAAUCAGAAGAUGAUUCAGAAACUAAAGAGAUAAAACCAGUUGAAAAUGGAAACGCUUCAGACUCAAAUGAUGAAGAUGAUGAUAACGAAAGUGAUUCUGAAAUAGAAGAUGAUGACGAGGAAAUGAAAACACCAGACCAGCUUCGUCUAGCUGUGCAAAAAGCAUUAGGAAGUGCAGUAGUGCCAGAUUCUGAUACAGAAAGUUUGGAUGCCGAUAUGAUCACAGAGGAGGAAGGACAGAAAUUAGAUGAAGCUUUAGCAGAAGCGUUCAGGCAGUUUCAUCAGGGAAAGAAUCAAAAGUCAAAGAAGGAACGUAAAGGCAAGAAAGCAUUGUCAGAUUUCAGAAUCAGAGUUUUAGAUCUGAUUGAAAUUUAUUUAGAAAAGGAUCCACAAAUGGAUAUAUGUUUGGCUAUGAUUUCACCUCUGACUAAAGCACUUGAGUUUUGCCUAAUGGAUAAUCAACUUACUGAACUUCAAAAUAAAAUAAGGAAAACUCUAAAAAGUUUUUCAAAAAUCAAAAAGUUUUCUGCAACUGGGGAUUUAUCUGUAGAAACCUUAGCAAAUUUCCUCCAAUCGAUUAUUGAAAAACGCGAGAGAUCACAGUUCUUGUACCAAGCACUCGGAGACGUCAUUACGAGCUCUGCCACGUUUAUUAUAAAUUGCUAUCAAAAAAUUCAAGCUGAAGAAUCAAAAUCAUCUAAAACUAAAAAGAAGUCUCCUCUUUUAACAGUUUUAAAGACUGCAAUGGACAAUUUCUUUACGAGUAGAAGUUGCUUACUGCCAAUAAUAUUCUUCCAUAAGAUAUUACAAAUACAAUGGGAAGGUACUUAUGAUCUUAUGGAAAUUAUUGUUGAUAAUAUUUUCAAUGAGAAUGUAAGACAUUUCCGCCGUAAUGAAGGGCUGGAGUUGAUGAUGGGCUACUAUCGUGCACUUUGUAGGAAUAAACCCAGUACCAAGAAUGAUAUAGUUCAAAUAUUAAAUAUAGAAAAAAUGUUUCUUGAUAAAUUUACCGUAGCAUUUACUGAGAACAGGAAUACAGAAGUAAAGAAGAAUUUCUUAGUGACUCUUAGAAAAUUAAUUAAUAUCAUUAGAUCCUACCACGAGAGUAGUAAAGUUACAACAAACCUAGAUUUUAAGUCAAUGACGGUAACAUUGAGCUCAGUUAAUACUACAAGUGCAAAAGCUCAGCCACAAAAUCAUAACAAUAAUAAUAAUCAAAAGAAGAAAAACAAAAAACGCAAGAUUGUUAAUGGAGACAGUUCGCCAGCAAAAAAAGUUAAGAAUGAAUAAUGUUAAUAUAUGAGUUUCAAGACAUACAUUAUAAAUAAACAUUAUUU
Messenger RNA from Aricia agestis (brown argus), 3523 nucleotides. RefSeq lists its product as uncharacterized. Gene Ontology annotation, biological process: regulation of DNA-templated transcription. The transcript is spliced from 6 exons. Gene Ontology annotation, cellular component: nucleolus. The record is from RefSeq and is a predicted model, not a curated record. The coding region runs from base 126 to 3476 and encodes 1116 amino acids. Gene Ontology annotation, molecular function: transcription corepressor activity; transcription factor binding; RNA binding. Lineage: Eukaryota; Metazoa; Arthropoda; Insecta; Lepidoptera; Lycaenidae.